Molecule: messenger RNA, 1648 nt
Organism: Carya illinoinensis
Lineage: Eukaryota; Viridiplantae; Streptophyta; Magnoliopsida; Fagales; Juglandaceae
Product: probable receptor-like protein kinase At5g59700
Exons: 1
Coding region: 1-1449 (482 amino acids)
Biological process (GO): protein autophosphorylation
Cellular component (GO): plasmodesma; plasma membrane
Molecular function (GO): transmembrane receptor protein tyrosine kinase activity; ATP binding
Source: RefSeq, a predicted model, not a curated record
AUGGGCGUUGUUCCAUUUUACAUCGAUUUUGUGGUUGAUUCUGAUGGUUUAGGAUUUGUGAAUGCUAGUAUCAGCCGAGUGGAGGACUCUCGGAUACAAAAUGCCUUUUUGAAUGGGCUGGAGAUUCUGGAGGUAGUGAACCAAUCAGGUUUCACUCCUCCUAGGGAAAUUGAAGUAGGGAAAAAGAAACUCUCCCCUGCUAUAAUUGGUCCUGCAUGUAGUGGGGCUUUUUUCAUCUUGGUAAUAUUAGUGGUGUUGGGUUUGAAAUUCAAGAAACCAGGGCAUGAUCAGAUUUUGAAAGUGCCUCUGUACGGAGGGUUUAGCUCGCAUGGCAGGUUGACUCAAAGAGGUCCUAAUGCUUCUCUUUCUCCUAGUCUAAACCUCAGUUUACGGGUACCUUUUGCUAAAUUACAGCAUGCAACUAAGAACUUCAGUGCAAAGCUAUUGAUUGGGGAGGGUGGAUUUGGGAAAGUCUACGAAGGAACACUUAAAGAUGGCAGGAAAGUGGCUGUGAAACGAAGCGAACCAGGACAUGGGCAGGGUCUGGAGGAGUUCCAAACAGAGAUCAUGGUGUUAUCUCAAAUCCGCCACCGCCAUCUUGUUUCUUUGAUUGGAUAUUGUGAUGAACGGCGUGAGAUGAUACUGGUUUAUGAAUUCAUGAAAAAUGGGACUCUCAGAGAUCACCUCUAUCAUUCAGAUAACAACUCUGAGAAAUCAACUUCACGGUCUGAAUUGUCUUGGAAGCAAAGACUAGAAAUUUGCAUUGGUGCUGCAAAGGGCCUACACUAUCUACACACUGGUCCGGUUGGAGGAAUCAUUCACCGUGACGUUAAGUCAACAAACAUUCUUCUCGAUGAACGUUAUGUGGCUAAAGUUGCCGACUUCGGCCUUUCGAAAUCCGGCCUUCCCGAUCUGGACAACGUCCCCACGGGUGUAAAGGGUAGCUUUGGUUAUCUUGAUCCAGAAUACCUCACUACUUUACAGUUGACAAAGAAGUCUGAUGUAUACUCUUUUGGAGUUGUACUUCUUGAAGUUCUUUGUGCUAGACCAGUCAUUAUAAAGUCACCUAAUCAACAGGAAGAGGUGAACUUAGCUGAAUGGGGGAUGCAAUGGCAAAGCAAAGGCCAACUGGAGAGAAUUAUCGAUCCGGUGCUUAUUGGUAAAAUCAAGCCAAGUUCGCUGAGAAUAUUUGGUGAUAUUGCAGAGAAGUGUUUGAGGGCAAAUAGUACUGAGAGGCCAACUAUGGAGGAUGUGCUAUAUUACUUAAAUUAUGCACUACGGCUUCAGGAAACUAGGAUGCCUAGAGAGCCAUUUGAGGAAAGCACGACGACUACCAUAACUUCAUUGGAGUUGCAGCUUCCAGUUGUUUUGAAUUUUCCUGCCAAUAAAGAUGAUAAUGGACUCAUUGGAGAGGAUGAUAGUUCUGAUAUAGAGGUAAGUGAAGUCUAAAUCCAAUUAUUAGUCAUGCCGAUUUGUAUUACAUUUCUGGCUUGUUUGGAAAAUUAUAGUUUGGGAAGUUGUGGAUGUAAGAUGUUAUUGAAAGUUUCUGAAGCCUUUUAAAAAUAUAUCUUAUGGAAAAAGUAAUAUGAAAAGAUUUAAGAGUUGGGUCUCACCUCAAUGCAAUGGGGGCCAUAUCUCUUCUUAUUAA